Oikopleura dioica is the source of this 1452-nucleotide messenger RNA. Lineage: Eukaryota; Metazoa; Chordata; Appendicularia; Copelata; Oikopleuridae. The record is from the annotation of a GenBank genome assembly.
AUGCCACGGCUCGGUCCGGCGGAUUUUCCCUGCCCUGAGCCGGUCGGCCUCGUGCAGGACGCAGAUGAUUAUCAGAGACAGUUUGAUGUCAAGAACUUAUUCGCAGAAAAAGAUAUAAUACGAGAAGUGCGAAAUGACAAGAAAAUGCUGAUCCAGGCGGGAAUUCCCCAAAGCGCAGAAGAAAUCAAGGAAGAGUUGAUGCGCGAGAUCCCGCCGCCCGAAAAGCACGAGUACGUCCAAGACAUUCGAGACAGCGUCGCCACCUCAAAAGACAACGACAUACACAACUACGAUUACGAAAAGUACCUCGAAGACCUCGAGUUUCCACCAAACAUUAAAAUCCAAAGCAUCAUCAACCGCGUUCUAAAUACAAAAACGACCCUCCAUCGCCUUCGAAAAGCGCCGCAAAACAUCAUGAACUCAAAAGAACUUCAAAAUCUAUCGAACGCGUUUCUCUGGUGGAUCUACGAGCGAGAAUUCGGCCAGUGUCGGCGAGAGUUACUGAACGAAAUCUAUAGAAAAAUGGCGUACUCGUUUGUUUCGCUGCUAAACAUUCAAGCAGGGAACGCCCGCGACGACAUUCUAGACCACCUGCCGACCAUCGUCGCCCAAAUUGUUUGGCUCGCGCUCUGGCAUCAGUUUACCGACGACUGGGCAACACUGGCUCGGCCCGUAUUCUUAUCGGCUUUGGUGCACGAUUGUUUUAUGCAAAUCUCGGGCACACCACCGGAAAUCGCUUGUUGGAGACACUGGCCUUUUAUUGAGCUUAUAGAAAACGAAGAAGAACCUAUCCCCGUGGAAAUCCAAACAUUGCUUGCUACCUCCCCUCAAAUCAUCCAACACAACCUUCGCAAAUUUAAACCCAAGUCAACCAAUCUCGACGAGGAUGAAAUCAUAGAAAAGCCAAAAACUAAAGCAGAAAGAAUCCUCGAAAAUACUGCUAAGCCUUCCAGUGAGAGUCUGCUGUCUCUUGGAGACGAAAGUACUGUGGCGACUGAAAGUGUCGAUUUGAGAAGCGAAGCGCCGCCGAAAAUGAUGAAUUUUGUAACGAAAAACUUCGAUAUCGGGACUCACUCACCUUUGUAUCGUUACCUUGUGGAGACGCGUCGGACAUUCCAGAGGAAGGCGAAACGAAUUGAGCUGGGGAUCAUCCCCGACAUUCGCGGCUUCGAGAGCAAACUCAACUUAGCCGACCAAGUCGUUGAGCAUGUGAAAAUACAGAAAAAUCGCGGGAACGAGCAGAUAAAAGAAAAGCGAAAACUCGAUGUUAAGGAAGUCGACAAGAUGAGAAAAGAAAUCGCAACUCUGAGCAAACGAAUCGAACACGCAAAAAGAAUCAAAGACAAAGACCUUCUCAACACGACGCUGAAAGAAGCAAACGCUUUUCUCCAAGAGCAAAAAGCCGCCGAACUCCUGCGCGAGCACCAAAACAAAAUGCCCAUUCCCGAAUAA